AUGGCGGCGUACAUGAGCGUGACGCACCGGGACGAGGAGGGCAAGAAGGUGACGGAGAAGAUGCCGAUCCCGGAGACGCGGCGCCCGGACACGGUGAAGCACUUCGAGCGGAAGCUGGAGCAGCAGGGCUUCAACCGCUUCGAGCGGCACCCGGCGAACGCGCCUCGCGGCGUGGGCAUCGGCGCGCCGCCUCCCAAGUCCGGGCGCGGCGGCAAGUUCACCUGGGAAGGCCCCGGCGGCGUCGUCGAGGGCCAGCUCGACCCCGCGCCGCCCGCCAUCGACCCCAACGACCCCAACUACGAGGAGGGGGAAGAGGGAGGGGAAGCGGACGAGGAGGUGGCUAGGGAGGUGAUCGUCGGGGAGGUGGAGGUGGCUAAGGUCGCCGAGAGCAGGGAUGGCGUCGCUAGGGUCGACGUCGCGCCGCCCCUGCUCCAGGACCAGAAGCAGUAUGACUUUUUUUUUUUAUCUUAG
Miscanthus lutarioriparius is the source of this 471-nucleotide messenger RNA. The record is from the annotation of a GenBank genome assembly. Lineage: Eukaryota; Viridiplantae; Streptophyta; Magnoliopsida; Poales; Poaceae.